GCGAGCGGGCUCCGAGUGCCGAGGGUGUCCCUGGGCCGGCAGCAGCUGUUGGCGGCGGUCGGCAGCGCGUCCCGGGCGGUCCGAUCCGAUCCGGUGGCGGCGCGAGAUGAGCAGCCCCGAUGCGGGCUACGCCAGCAGCGACGACCAGGUGCAGGGGCGGUGCUCGCUGCCCAUGAUGAUGCCGGCCAUGUGCCCGUGGGCAGAGUCGCUGAGCCCGCUGGGCGAGGCGAAGGCGAAGGGCGGCGCGGCGGCGUCGGGACCGUCGGGCGGCCGGAGCAAGGGCGAGGCGCGGAUCCGGCGUCCCAUGAACGCCUUCAUGGUGUGGGCCAAGGACGAGCGCAAGCGGCUGGCGCAGCAGAACCCGGACCUGCACAACGCCGAGCUCAGCAAGAUGCUGGGUAAAUCGUGGAAGGCGCUGUCGCUGGCGGAGAAGCGUCCGUUCGUGGAGGAGGCGGAGCGGCUGCGGGUGCAGCACAUGCAGGACCACCCGAACUACAAGUACCGGCCGCGGCGGCGGAAGCAGGUGAAGCGCCUGAAGCGGGUGGAGAGCGGCUUCCUGCAGCACGGCCUGGCGGAGGCGGCGGGGCCCGGGCUGGGCAGCGAGGUGUCCGGCGGCGGCGGCGGCAGGAUGUGCGUGGAGGGCCUGGGACUGGCGUACGGCGAGCAGGGCUACGCGGCGGCGGCGGCGGGCGCGGGCCACUACAUCUACUGUCCGCCGCUGGGCGCCGCGUUCGACGGCUACGGCCUGCCGACACCGGACCCGUCGCCGCUGGACGCGGCGGAGAGCGAGGCGUCCUUCUUCGCGGCGGGGCUGCAGGAGGAGUGCGCGCUGGUGCCCUACGGCUACGGCCCGCACCCGAGUGCGGCCGCCGAGUACCCGGCGGCGGCGGCGGCGGCGUCCGAGAGCCCGUCCUAUUUAUCUAAUUUAUUUGAAUCCCUUUGGGACUGGUCCACGGACUUUGUCUGGGCAGACAUAAGCUGCUCUCCCGAUAAUCCUGCAGGCUACAGGACUCGUCCGAACUUCUUUUCGGCUGGUCUUAAUGGAAUGUUUACAUCUUUUUUCCUCCUUUUCUCGUUGCGCGUGAUUAUCGAUAUUUUUGCAGAAUCAGCAGUCUAGCGUGUUUGCCCGGAACAUGUUUCUAGUCGUGUUUUUAACUAUAUCUGUGUUUUAGCAUUUGCGGAAAAUAAAUGAGUGUACAGUUG
Passer montanus (Eurasian tree sparrow) is the source of this 1203-nucleotide messenger RNA. It is a transcript of the gene SOX17, whose product is annotated as SRY-box transcription factor 17. Gene Ontology annotation, molecular function: DNA-binding transcription activator activity, RNA polymerase II-specific; RNA polymerase II cis-regulatory region sequence-specific DNA binding. The transcript is spliced from 2 exons. The coding region runs from base 107 to 1117 and encodes 336 amino acids. The record is from RefSeq and is a predicted model, not a curated record. NCBI's taxonomy places the organism in Eukaryota, Metazoa, Chordata, Aves, Passeriformes, Passeridae. Gene Ontology annotation, biological process: heart development; vasculogenesis; positive regulation of transcription by RNA polymerase II.